Molecule: messenger RNA, 3102 nt
Organism: Penicillium soppii
Lineage: Eukaryota; Fungi; Ascomycota; Eurotiomycetes; Eurotiales; Aspergillaceae
Product: putative DNA damage repair protein Mus42
Exons: 1
Coding region: 1-3102 (1033 amino acids)
Biological process (GO): error-free translesion synthesis; error-prone translesion synthesis
Cellular component (GO): nucleus
Molecular function (GO): DNA-directed DNA polymerase activity; damaged DNA binding; deoxycytidyl transferase activity
Source: RefSeq, a predicted model, not a curated record
AUGCGGCGGAAGAAAAUCAAACUGCAAAAUCUCGAUGCAGAAAUCCGAGCUUCCGCUGGUGACCGUCCACCCAUAUUUCGCGGGGUGGUUGCCUAUAUCAACGGGUACACCCAGCCUUCGCUGCAAGAUCUCCACCACAUGAUUGUCAGUCAUGGAGGGGGGUUCCUUCAGUUUCUAGAUGGAAAGACCACUGCCACUCAUAUCAUUGCAAGUGUUCUUACGCCCAAGAAACGGGAAGAGUUCCGCCGGUAUCGCAUAGUGAAACCUGCGUGGGUGACGGACAGUAUAAAAGCGGGACGCCUGCUUCCAUGGGAUGGAUAUAGAGUUGUAGACGAAGGCCAGGCGCAAAGGGUGCUCAAAUUUGGCGAUGGUCGCUUUACUAGCCAGAUGAAUAGCCCUCGUUCGGGCUACAAAGACCAAUCAAGGGCCAGUUGGUAUAAUUCGCAGCUCCGAGAGAUGAGUGCUGCUGAAUUGGGCCUUGACUCUUCUCCAAAGCCUGUGACCCCAUCUGCACGGUCAAAUACCCCACAGCUGCAGAUGGUCACUCCUACCAUGCCGAGCCAACAGUCCCAAUCGGAUUACGGCGAUUUUCCUAGCUCCAUUAUCAAGGAAACAGAAGAAGUCCAGAACAUUCAGGUUCAACAUGCCGUCAGCGAGAACACAGAGGAUAUACAAAUUCCCGAGCAAACACCGCACCUUGAUAUAGAUGUGACCCCACCAGGUGCACAGGCUGACUCUGCCAAACCAUCUUCGCUCGAAACUUCAAGCCCCACAAAACCCAACUUGACUUCCGAGGAGUAUAAUGCACAGCUUCUUGCUGAUCCACGGAUGAAAAAGUCCAGUGUGGUCAAUCCGGAUUUCUUGCAGCAAUACUAUAGAGAGUCUCGGCUCCAUCAUCUAUCGACCUGGAAGGCGGAGUUGAAAGCUCAAUUACAGGCCGCAACCAAUGAAAAAUCGCAAUCUCAGAUGUCGAAAAGGAAGCCGGUUUCUGGCUCAAGAAGAUACAUUUUGCAUGUGGAUUUCGAUUCUUUUUUUGCAGCGGUCUCACUUCUCAAGCAUCCAGAGCUCAAAGACAAACCAGUUGCUGUCGCUCAUGGCUCUGGACCAGGCUCUGAAAUUGCUAGUUGCAAUUAUCCUGCUCGUGCGCAGGGCGUCAAAAACGGGACGUGGAUGAAAGGCGCUUUGCAUUUAUGUCCUGAUCUGAAAGUCCUUCCUUAUGACUUUCCUGCCUAUGAAGAUGCAAGCCGCAAGUUCUACAGCUCGAUACUGGCUAUUGAUGGUAUUGUGCAGAGUGUCAGUAUCGAUGAAGCCUUGAUUGAUGUUACCACCUUGUGUUUGGAAGCCGGCGGCUCAGAUGGGAGAUCUAUGUCGGAAGGGUCAAUUGAUCGUGAGCAAGCAAAAGCAGAUGAAAUCGCUAUAGGCUUGCGAGAGUCAAUUAAAGAAAACACCGGAUGUGCGGUCUCUAUUGGCAUUGGCAACAAUAUCCUGCUUGCGAAAGUGUCUCUCAGAAAAGCCAAGCCUGCUGGACAGUUUCAACUGAAACCAGAUUCUGUCCUGGAGUUCAUAGGGGAUCUCACAGUUCGUGAUCUCCCAGGAGUGGGUCACAGCAUGGCAGCCAAGCUUGAAGAAUUGGGCGUGAAAUUCGUCAAAGAUAUCCGAACCCUUCCCAAAGAGAGGCUAAUAUCUGGCUUGGGACCCAAGACUGGAAUCAAAAUGUGGGAAUAUGCUCGUGGAAUCGAUCGAACAGAAGUCGGUGACCAAGUUACGAGAAAGUCUGUGUCGGCCGAGGUUAAUUGGGGCAUUCGAUUUGUUAACCAGGAGCAAGCAGACGACUUUGUGCGGUCUUUGUGUGAAGAACUGAAUCGAAGACUGAUGGAAAAUCUGGUUAAGGGCAAACAACUUACACUCAAAGUCAUGCGACGAUCCCUCGAUGCGCCACUAGAAGCGGUCAAACAUCUUGGUCAUGGCAAAUGUGAUACUUUCAACAAAAGCGUUGCUCUUGGCGUAGCGACCAAUGCACCGGAUGUCGUUUCGAAGGAAGCGAUAUCAAUGUUGAGGAGUUUCAACUUUUCUCCAGGAGACUUGAGAGGCUUGGGCGUCCAAAUGACCAAGCUUGAACCGAUCAAGACCGGCUCUUCAGGUCUUCAAAGCAGCCAACGACAACUAAACUUCACUGUAUCCCCACCUCGCAAGAAGGUCAUCCCAAUUUUUGAUCCCGAUGAAUUGGAGAGUCCGCACAAAGAUGAAUCUGUCCGCAUUCAAGCGGACCCAGUCCUGAGUGACAGUGCCCACAAACCUCUCAAUAUCUCUGGAUCUCAGUUCAUAAUGCCUACUCAGGCAGACCCAAAAGUAGUUGCCGAGUUGCCCACAGACAUUAGGUCAAGACUUGUUGCACAAGCAAGACCGCGACAGAAUGUCCGCUCUGGAUCUCCAUGUCCCCCUCCACGCGAGACUCGACAGCCUGCUCAAGCAGACCUACCUCCUCAGUCUGAGUUAGACCCCGAUGCAUUGGCCGCACUACCCGAAGAUGUCCGCAAGGAGGUACUAGAAUAUUAUAACCACUCGGUUUCUGCUGCUGCACCACCACCACCACCACCACCACAACACGAACCGUCAAUACUCGAAUCACGCCCAUCGAUCCCCGGAUCUCUCAAGCUGCGAAGGCCACCUUCACCUCCCAAAAAGAGACGUGGUCGUCCACCAAAGUCGGUAACGCUUGCGAAUAACGCCAAAUCUAAAUUUUUAAAUCAAUCAGGUUUCGGGUUUGUGCUUCCUCGGCCAAUGGCUGUAUCUGCUGGUGCCGAGGAAGUCUUGUCCAGACAGUCAUCACCAAAUAUCGAAGAGCCGGCUGAAGUCUCAGCUGAGUUUCUCGCUGCCUUACCUGAAGAUAUUAGACAAGAAGUUCUUGAAGAACAAAAACGCUCCCGCAUUCAACAGCGCUCACGAACUACGGCAUCUGCGCAAAGACCUCCAUCUCGACAGGAACAACACCCCCCUGCACCAGCAGUGGCAGAGAAACGUCUCCCUCUCCCCCUCUCCCGCACAGGCCUGUAUUUACAUCGCAGCGUCUCUCGCAACUACCGGAUUUGCGAGACGCUGUGA